UGAGCAGAUGAGGCAGAUAACAUUUGAUCCACACAUCUCUUCUCAGGUCUCAGGUCGUGACUCUGCUCUUCACACUGAGUAAUAAUCAAAUCUUUUUAGUUUUUGUGUAUAUUAUAAUAUGACUGUUGUGUCAGCAGUUUAUCUCGUCCAACUUGUUGCUCCAUCGGCAGAAAAAAUGAGUGAUUAUCAGUAACUGUAUUGAUCAGCAUCCGUAACGAUGAGUCAUUAGCCUUUUUUCCACUCGAUAAAAGGUGAUCGUGAGCCGAUUAAGAGUCCAAGAGGACAAACAGUCAGUUUGUGAAUUUAACAGGUGAGGCAGAAAAGAGACAGAGUAGCUGUCGGCAGCAGGCAAACUCAAACAGCUGCCAGUAUGAUUCGCAAACUGUCAUCUCUGGAGGUACUCCUCACCAUCGUGACAGCUCUUCUUCUGAUCUUAUGUGUCUCACUGAGUGUAGUGUCAUGGCUCAGCGUUCAGCCUGAAGAUCCGUUCGAGCCCACAGUGCUGAGUGGUCAGAUGGAGAUCGUAGUUCCUUUCUCUCAAGAGCUGAAAAACUCCACCAGUCUGCAGUUUAAAUCGUUGGCCUUCGACAUUGAAAACCGGAUAUCGGAGGCAUACAGUCUCACCGAGCUGAGGCUUUUCUACAAGACCAGUCAGGUUUUAUACUUCAGUCAGGUUAGAAGCCAUGUGGCGGUGAACUUUGACCUCUGGUUCAACCAGCCAAUCGAUGCAGAGGAGGCGGAGCGGCAGCUGGUGGCGGGGAUUAAUGAGGCCGGUAACACGGGAUUGGUGAUCAGCACAUUCACUAUUCAGAUCACAGAGAAAAAAGACCAGACAACUGCUGCACCAACGACUGCCACAACUACAGCCCUAACGUGUAAGUCUUAUGAGAAGAAAUGCGCUGAUGGAUCAAAGUGUGUUUUGAGCCGCAAGUUGUGUGACGGAGUCGAUGACUGUCCUGAUGCUUCUGAUGAAGACGCUGCCACCUGUGCAACAUGCGAUGGACAGUUCGUGCUGACCGGUCCCAACGGCUCGUUCAGUUCAUCAGGCGCCUCAGAGAGCAGCAGCAGAAACUGUCGCUGGAUCAUUAGGGUCCACCAAGGACUUUCUGUUGAGAUCAACGUCCAGUUUGCAGCAGGCAACCAAGACAUUCUGAGAUUUUAUGAAGGGGUCGGAGAAGACAAAACCCUGACAGCUCAGAUCACCCCCACUGCACCUUCUUGGACUGUGUGGCUGCUGACCGACCAAUCAACUGCAGAAUUUAUAUAUGAUGACAUCAGCAUUCAGUCAGGGUUCAGCGCCACCUACAGGGCCGCUGACACCUCCAACCUCUCAGAUGAGCAGAAGGUGACAUGUAACUUUGAGCAGGGUAUGUGUUUCUGGAGGCAGACACAGGACGACGAUGGAGACUGGGAGCGAGUCAGGGGCUCCACGUUUCCUCCGCUGUCCGGCCCGAGCGCCGAUCACACGCUGGGCAACAGCUCAGGUUACUACAUCACCACACCUAUAAGUCCUGGGCAAUUCACAAAGAGUUACAGGAUCAACAGCCUCCCUCUUACUCCAACCACAGAGCCCAAGUGUCUGAGCUUCUGGUAUCACAUGUUUGGAGAGAACGUCCACCGUCUCAACGUCCUGCUGCUCCAGCCGUCUCCAUCAGCUGCCGGUAUCGUGGUGUUCCAGAAAGAUGGUAACUAUGGCGACAACUGGAACUACGGCCAGGUGACCCUCUACCUGACGACAGAGGUCAUGGUGGUGUUUGAAGCGCUGAAGAAACGAGGUCUGAUUAUGGAUGACAUUGCUCUGGACGACAUCGCACUGACUUCUGGUCCAUGUGGCCCCGCUCCCCCUGAACCAACCAAUGUACUGCCUCCACCACUCAUACCAGCUGACUGUGGAGGACCCUUUAACCUCUGGGAGCCAAACUCCACCUUCAGCUCCCCAAAUUACCCACAUUCCUAUGGGGACGAGUCUAAAUGUCUGUGGACUCUUCAUGCCGAUGAGGGUCAGAACAUCCAGCUCCACUUCAUGGACUUUGACAUUGAAACGGCCUAUGACGUCGUAGAGGUGCGGGAUGGGGCGGAGGCAAAUUCUCCCUUACUGGCUGUCCUCACUGGUAGUGAAGGCACCGCCCAAGAUAUAUUCUCAACAACCAAUAAGAUGGCGGUCUGGUUCUUUACGGAUGACUCCCAGUAUGGCCGAGGGUUCAAAGCCAACUUCACCACCGGGGUCAACCUGGGUGUACCAGCUCCAUGUGCUGACAGUCAGUUCCAGUGCCAGACGGGAAGUUGUAUCUAUGGUGACGGGUAUUGUAAUGGUGUGGUCGACUGUCCCGACGCCUCUGAUGAAGCUGACUGUGUCAUGUUGCAGGGGAAUAAUUCCAGUCAUCUCCAGAUCCAAAUUGAUUCCUCUCCACACACCGUAUGCGCUGACAACUGGAACUCACAGCUGUCUCUCUCCACCUGUCAGUACCUGGGCUACAGGUUCGGUGAGGCCACGCUGCUGCCAGCUCAGCCCGAGGAUUCACCGUUUGCAACCAUCACAGUCACCAGCAACGGAACACUGGAAACCAUUGUCAGUGAAACCUGCAAGAGUGAGGAAGUGGUUUCUCUGAGCUGUGACAACCAGCCUUGUGGUGUUCGACAGGUCGCUAAUGUCAGAGGGGAGAUUGACCAAUCAGCAGAGAGCAUACCAGGUCAAGAUGAUGGCAGAGUGGUGGGCGGGCAUGAUGCUGUGAAGGGGGCGUGGCCGUGGACUGUGUCUCUACAGUUAAGGAUGACACAUAUGUGUGGAGGCUCACUGAUUGGCAGAGAUUGGGUCCUGACCGCGGCACACUGCGUCUACGGGAAGAACGUCCUCAGUUGGUGGUCAGUUGUUGCAGGUCUUCACUCUCAAAAUGAUGAAAACUCUGCGGACGUUCAGACCCGACAAGUCGAUCGCAUCAUCAUCAACAAGCACUACAACAGACUAACUAAACAGGCUGACAUUGCCUUGAUGCAUCUGGAGCAGCCGGUCAACUUCACCCAGACCGUCCAGCCUGUGUGUUUACCUCCUGAGGGUCAGGAAUACACAGCAGGAAGAAAAUGUUUCAUAGCUGGAUGGGGACGGCUCACUGAGCAGGGUUAUUUACCUGAUGUCCUCCAGGAGGCCGAGGUUCCGCUAGUGGCUCAGGAUAAGUGUCAGCAUUGGUUGCCUGAGUACAACAUCACCUCCAACAUGCUGUGUGCUGGAUACGCGGAGGGAGGGAUCGACUCCUGCCAGGGUGACUCUGGAGGUCCACUAAUGUGCCUGGACGAUGGAUACUGGACUGUCAUUGGUGUGACAUCAUUUGGGAUUGGCUGUGGGCGUCCUGAGAGACCUGGAGUCUACGCCCGAGUCUCAGCCUUCACGUCCUGGAUCGCUGAGGCCAGACGCUCCAACUCUUCCUCCCCCACCCCCCUCCUCUGAGUCCUUGACUGUAUAUUUGAUAAAUUAAUAUUAUUUUAACUGAUUAAGAUUAUGUUUAAAAGCUUCCCCACUCUGAUAUUGAGGUCUGGAACUCUCAAUGAGCAAUAGUGUUGUAUUUCUUCUUCUUCUUCUUCUUCUUCUUCUUCUUCUUCUUCUUCUUCUUCUUCUUCUUCUUCUUCUUCUUCUUCUUACUGCAGACUAACAACAGACUUUAUGUUUUGCUCCAUAGGACUUGAAUUAUAAGUCUCUUUCCUCGAUUCUGUGUAUCCGAACAAAUCCAUCCAUAUGAGCCACACCGAUUUGAGCCUGAAAAGCAUUUUUGUAAAUGUUUAUGUUCAAAUUUGUUUGCUACUCCUCCUGCAGAUUUUGAGCAAUCUGCAUCAAAAUCAGCGCAUAACAUAUGUGGACCAAUUUCAAAAUUAAAGUGCUUUUUUCUGAUUUUGUGAUAUUCCAUAUGGUUUUGAAUUAAACACUUUUAAAACUG
This is a messenger RNA of Acanthopagrus latus (yellowfin seabream), 3926 nucleotides long. RefSeq names its product transmembrane serine protease 15 (gene tmprss15). Bases 371 to 3442 code for a protein of 1023 amino acids. Gene Ontology annotation, molecular function: protein binding; serine-type endopeptidase activity. Gene Ontology annotation, biological process: proteolysis. NCBI's taxonomy places the organism in Eukaryota, Metazoa, Chordata, Actinopteri, Spariformes, Sparidae. The record is from RefSeq and is a predicted model, not a curated record. Gene Ontology annotation, cellular component: membrane. The transcript has 28 exons.